Messenger RNA from Balearica regulorum gibbericeps (East African grey crowned-crane), 946 nucleotides. The record is from RefSeq and is a predicted model, not a curated record. Lineage: Eukaryota; Metazoa; Chordata; Aves; Gruiformes; Gruidae.
CCUUUUGUCAGAGGUGGGUGAAAGAAGAGCCGAGGCUGGAUGUUCUGAUAAAUAAUGCAGGGAUCUUUCAGUGUCCGUACAUGAAGACAGAGGAUGGUUUUGAGAUGCAAUUUGGUGUAAACCACUUGGGUCACUUCUUGCUCACCAACCUUCUUCUGGGCCUCCUCAAAAAUUCUGCUCCAAGCAGGAUUGUGGUAGUAUCCUCAAAGCUUUACAAAUAUGGAGAGAUCAACUUUGAAGAUUUGAACAGUGAAAUAAGUUACAAUAAAAGCUUUUGUUACAGUCGGAGUAAACUGGCUAACAUAUUGUUUGCAAGGGAGCUAGCCCGUCGGUUAGAAGGAACAGGAGUCACUGUCAAUUCACUUCAUCCUGGGAUUGUCAGAACAAAUCUAGGCAGAUAUGUGAAUAUUCCUUUGCUGGCAAAACCCCUCUUCAACCUGGUGUCAUGGGCUUUCUUCAAAACACCUCUGGAAGGAGCCCAGACUUCUAUUUAUUUGGCCUCUUCUCCUGAUGUUGAAGGUGUGUCAGGAAAACAUUUUGGGGACUGCAAAGAGGAGGAACUCCUGCCCAAAGCUAUGGAUGACUUGGUUGCAAGAAAGUUGUGGGAUAUCAGUGAAGUGAUGGUUGGUCUAUUGAAAUAAGUGCCAAGGUGUAUCUGCAAAAAAAAAAAAAAGCAGAUAACUAUGUAAUACAUAUUUGCAACAGUGCAAUUCUUUAAGUGCUGUAGGAAUACAGAUUACUUUGCUCGAUAAGUAUUAGAGAGAGGAGUGAUUUAUGCUGGAGCUCUGUUUUGAAAUAAAGGACAAUCUUGAUUAUUUAAUAGAGACAUUUAAAAAAAUCUGAAAUAGAGUUUGAGGGUGUGAAUAUAAUUUCUGGUGAAAUCUGCGUGGAAACUCAUGUUUCAAAAAUAAAAAUUAAAACUGUGUUUUGCAAUAUAUAUGCAUAU